CGACAUGACGAUAAGAUAUCAAUGAAACUGGGUUGGGGUAAUCUACUAACCGGUUCCUUUGGCGGUGCUGGUGGUGGUGGUGGUGGUGUAGCAACUGCCGUCUCAGCUACAGGUGUCUCAGGCGCUGCUGCCGGCUUCUCAGCCAGGCCCUUUUCCUCAGCGGACAUGGUGAAAAGGGAUGGAUGGUGGUUAUAUCCGCGGGUGAGUUCGGUUUACCGCCCCCUUUUCUUUCGUCCUGCUGUUUUUUUUGUUUACCUACCCACUUUUCCCUUUGUUUGUUUUUGUUCACCUCAUGCAGAUGUUUGGAGAUAUUGGGAGAAUGAACGGUAAAAGUGAAAAGAGAUUUUGUUAUUGCGAAUGGGAAAUCUAAGAGGGCCGGAACGUUCCGUGGAUUGAUGGAUGGAUGAGUGAAAGGGUUGGGUUGGGUCUGGGUCUGGUUCUGGGUUCAAAGAUUCCGACCGAAAAGACAGAUCAGAUCAGAUCAACAAGCCAAAGAACAGAACCGACCGACUGGCUGGAUGGAUGGAGCAUGUCAACACUCUUUUCUUCUCUUCUUCUUCUUCGACUUUCAGUUCCAUCCACCUCAAGGUGUCAUGGGGGAGUAUGUAGUGGAAAAUGACAUUUUUUUUUUGCCUUGUCCCCUUCUUCGUGUGUCCCGCCGUUUUCCCACACCACCAC
This is a messenger RNA of Neurospora hispaniola, 678 nucleotides long. RefSeq lists its product as uncharacterized. The transcript has a single exon. Lineage: Eukaryota; Fungi; Ascomycota; Sordariomycetes; Sordariales; Sordariaceae. The record is from RefSeq and is a predicted model, not a curated record. Bases 22 to 330 code for a protein of 102 amino acids.